This is a messenger RNA of Python bivittatus (Burmese python), 4555 nucleotides long. RefSeq names its product acyl-CoA dehydrogenase family member 10 (gene ACAD10). The record is from RefSeq and is a predicted model, not a curated record. NCBI's taxonomy places the organism in Eukaryota, Metazoa, Chordata, Lepidosauria, Squamata, Pythonidae. Gene Ontology annotation, molecular function: flavin adenine dinucleotide binding; oxidoreductase activity, acting on the CH-CH group of donors.
CGCCGUGACCUCGCCUCGGGUCAAAGGUCUCCCGGAAGGUGGUGGGCUCUGGAAAGGUGGUGGUGGAGGUCGGGAUGGGCGGACCCUUGGGACCUCUUGGCUGCGGAUGAUAGGCAGUGUAGUACCUCCGAAGCACGAUCCCUUCUGCUUUUAAGGAGCCCUGAUGACUCCGGAGGAGGGGGGGCCGGUGGCAGAGGUGGCUGGCUGGGGACAAGUGGAGCUGGAGUCCAGGGCAUCUGGAGGACCCGUAUCGGCGGCUAUGAAGGCUGCGGUCCGCCGGGGGGAUGGAAGCGCCCUUCCUGGAGGCCGCGAGGCUGGGAUACAAGCGGGUUCUGCCUCAGGGCGCCCCCUCCGAAAGGAAAGGAGCCCCCGCCCUCCGGCGAAGGCGCGACGGCGUCCUCCCCGCGGCUCUUACCGCGCCGACGUUUAACAGCCGCCGCGUGUCGGGGUGCGCGAGGAAGCACCCCCAGCCGUUGACCAAGGCCGGGAGCAGCCGUCCGAGGCGAAACGUUGAUAGGGCAGGAUACGCAGGCUGUUCCGGGGUGCCGGAGUCAGGAGUCGGGCAAAAAGAUGAACUUGCCUGGAUCGGGUUGAGAAAUUAAUUGGAGGAUAGACAAAGGGAGAAGGGGGCAUCUCUUAUCUCUGCUUUCCUGAAGCCCUUUGGCCCAUUUUGUGAGCAUCUACAGCAGUGUUCCUCAACCUUCGCAACUUUAAGAUAUGUGGACUUCAGCUCCCAGAAUUCCCUGGCCAGGAUCUAUAAAAAUAUGUAUAGAGAGAGAGUAGUACAUGUUGCUUCAAAAAGAAAAAAAAAAUCUGGUAUUGUCAUGGUAGUAUAUUCCCCAUAAGUAUGUUCCAGGAUUCUGCUUCUCACAAGUCUCUGAAGCCCUUCUCUCCCCUUUUACAUGCACAGUUCAACAGUAUGGGUGUAGGAAGACUUUUCCAAGCCUUUUGUUGCUACCCUGCAAGGAGGCUGCAGAUCCUUCAGUCCUCCUGGCACAAACCUCCAGACUUGGCCCUGUGGAGGAAUUAUGCAUCUUGUCCCUACAAAGCUGUGAUCUUUGAUAUGGGUGGAGUUCUGCUUCCUUCUCCAUUCAAACUGGCUCUGGAUUGGGAGAUUCGGAAUCACGUCCCCCCUGGCACCAUCGAAGAGGCCUUAAUGUCGGGGGGUGAGAACAGGCCCUGGAUGAGAUACAUGAAAGGGGAGCUGAACCCAGCAGAAUUUCAGCAUGAGUUCAGACAACGGUGCUCCAGAAUUGCAAAUUCUUCUGUGCCAGUGGAUUCUUUCCUUUUUGAAUUAACCAGUUUUCAAAUGUCAGAACAGCUCCCGGCUAUGACUGAGGCUGUAAAGUGCAUUCGAGCCAAAGGUCUCAAGACUGCUGUUCUGACUAACAACUUUUAUCUAGACAGUGGAGAAAGUUUUCUGCCCAUAGACAGAAAGCAAUUUGAUGUGAUUGUAGAGUCUUGUCGGGAAGGAGUGUGUAAACCCAACCCUCAGAUCUACCAGCUUUGCUUGGAGCGCCUGGGUGUCCAGGCCAAGGAAUCCAUCUUUUUGGAUGACAUUGGACAGAACCUGAAAGCUGCUAGCCAACUUGGCAUUAAGACAUUGAAGGUCAGUGAUGUGGACUCUGCAGUUCAAGAAUUAGAAACCUACCUGACUUUUCCCUUGCGUCACUUUGUUCCUUAUACUUCUUCUGUGAGGCCAGCGAUGGAAAUCCCCACAGAGCCUCUACAGAAAUAUCUUGAAAACAUCUUGGGGGCCCAAGCGAAAGGUUCUCUGGUGCUGCACCAAUUCAGUCACGGACAGUCCAAUCCGACUUACUACGUCAGAUUUGGGGAUCAUCGGUUGGUUUUAAGGAAGAAGCCACCGGGGAAGCUCCUGCCCUCUGCUCAUGCAGUAGAGAGAGAAUACAGGAUUCUGAAGGCCCUUGGGGAUACUGGCAUUCCUGUUCCAAAAGUCCUGUCCUUAUGUGAAGAUUCAAGUGUCAUCGGCACCCCAUUCUAUCUGAUGGAGUACUGCGCUGGCCGGAUCUUCAAGGACCCUUCUCUUCCAGAACUUGAGCCCCACCAGCGCAUGGAGGUUUAUACUGCCAUGAACAGCGCCCUCUGUAAAAUCCAUAGUGUAGACAUCAAAGCCGUUGGUCUGGAAGAUUAUGGAAAACAUGGAAAUUAUGUCCAGCGGCAAAUCCAGACAUGGAGCAAGCAAUAUCGGGCCGCAGAGACCCACGCGAUCCCAACCAUGGAGAGGCUCCUCGAAUGGUUCCCAUCCCACCUUCCAGCCAGUGAGCAGCUCUCAAUUGUUCAUGGAGAUUUCAGACUGGACAAUCUUAUCUUCCACCCCGAGAAAAUUGAAGUUGUUGCUGUCCUCGACUGGGAGCUCUCCACCUUGGGGAACCCUCUCUGUGACGUGGCGCAUAACUGUCUGGGGUAUUACUUGCCUUCUGAUUGCAACAUCUUAAAAGGUUUGAGCAACCGUGACCUCAGCCAAAUGGCCAUUCCCACGGCAGAGGCCUACUUCCAGAUGUACUGCCGUCACCGGGGUAUCCCUCCAAUCGAGAACUGGAACUUCUAUAUGGCCUUUUCCUUUUUUAGAAUGGCUGCCAUCCUACAGGGCAUCUACAAACGCUUCCUCGCAGACCAGGCCACUUCAGCAACAGCCGAAAGCACCGGCAAGCUAGUGGAGUUCAUGGCGGACCUCGCUUGGGAUUUUGCCACGAAGGAAGGCUUCCGAAUCUUCAGGGAGCUUCCAAGUUCUAGACCGCUCAUCAGGACAUUCAGUACUUGGGCUGGCCCAAGAUGGUUCCUAAGGAGGGACUACUCCACACUGAAGCCUGCAUCCCAGUCCCACCUGAUCGUGUCUCCCGAGGGCCUGCCAAACCAUGUCCAGGAGAUGUACCACAAACUGAAGAGAUUUAUGGAUUCCCACAUUUACCCAUCUGAGCAGCUCCUGCGAGAUCACCAGUCUUCCCCGAGUAGGUGGACUCCCCAUUCUCUCAUAGAAGAGCUCAAGGACAAAGCAAAAUCUGAGGGGCUGUGGAACCUUUUCUUGCCCUUGGAGAGUGAUCCAGAGGUGAAAUACGGAGCAGGCUUGACCAACUUGGAAUUUGCCCACUUAUGUGAACUGAUGGGGACUUCAGUCUAUGCCUCUGAGGUAUUCAAUUGCUCUGCCCCAGACACUGGCAAUAUGGAAGUGUUAGUGCGCUAUGGCACAGAUGCACAGAAGGAACGCUGGCUGAUGCCUUUGCUAGAAGGCAAGAUCCGCUCCUGCUUUGCUAUGACAGAACCCCAGGUUGCUUCCUCUGAUGCCACCAACAUUGAGGCUUCUGUCACCAAAGAAAAAGACACCUACAUUCUGAAUGGGCAGAAAUGGUGGAUUUCAGGUUCCCUGGACCCUCGUUGCCAGCUCUGCAUCUUUAUGGGCAAGACCAACCCUGAGGCCCAGAGACACAAGCAACAAUCGAUGCUGCUGGUCCCCAUGGACACUCCUGGCAUCACAGUCACCAGGCCGCUCAGCGUGUUUGGCUUGGAAGAUGCCCCAGCUGGCCAUGGGCAGAUGACAUUUGAAAAUGUCCGCGUUCCCCAAGAGAACCUCUUGCUCGGCCCUGGGCGCGGGUUCGAAAUUGCCCAGGGGAGGCUGGGCCCAGGAAGGAUACACCACUGCAUGAGGCUGAUUGGCCUGGCGGAACGAGCCCUGGCACUCAUGAAGGAGCGGGUAACAACCCGCGUGGCCUUUGGUAAGCCGCUGGCAGAACAGGGCACCAUCAGGGCAGAUCUCGCUGAGUCCCGCAUUGAGAUUGAACAGGCCCGGCUCCUUGUUCUCAAGGCAGCCCAUCUCAUGGACUCUGUUGGAAAUAAGGAAGCGGCUCUGGAGAUCGCCUUGAUUAAAGUCGUGGCUCCAAGGAUGGCGCUCCGUGUCAUUGACCGGGCUGUCCAGGCCUUUGGUGCAGCAGGCCUUGGCAGUGAUUUGCCCCUGGCCCAGGCCUUUGCUUGGGCACGAGCCUUGCGCUUGGCAGACGGCCCCGAUGAAGUCCACACGGUCGCCAUCGCUAAAAUGGAACUGAAGCGCUAGCUGUGCCGUGACCAGGAGCUGCGCAGAGCCCCAGGUGCGGGGCUGGAGCGGAUGCGCAGGCCGCGUUCUUGAGGACCAGAGGCCGAUCCAGUUUUGCAGCAAGGCUCAUCUGCUUCUCACGUUCUCUUGCAAUAACCGCUGGAGGAGCAUCUAAAAAUCACUUGACUGCUCACCUCACCUCUUCUCGAUUUUGCUGGCUGCUGCUUCACAUUUUGAGCACUAGAAAGUGCUUUGUUGAUCUUAAGUACUUUGUUGAUUUUUGCUUCUAUCUGGGCAGAUGGUGAGUAGAGAGAGGAGGGGGAUCUUCCAAUGGAUUCUCGCAAAGAGGCAUCUUCUUAAUCCACUGAUGUGAGGACUAUCUUGGGGGUGAUUUGAUAUUUUUGAUAAUGCCCUUUGCUGAAGAGCUAAAUGCAAGUGUUGAAAUCAUGAAAAAAGCAUUGUGAAAGGUUCUAUGGAAUGCAGCUUUAGAAGAAACAGCAAUAAAAAGGA